Molecule: messenger RNA, 582 nt
Organism: Saitoella complicata NRRL Y-17804
Lineage: Eukaryota; Fungi; Ascomycota; Saitoellomycetes; Saitoellales; Saitoellaceae
Exons: 2
Coding region: 34-582 (182 amino acids)
Cellular component (GO): nucleus
Molecular function (GO): protein phosphatase 1 binding; protein serine/threonine phosphatase inhibitor activity
Source: RefSeq, a predicted model, not a curated record
CCAAGAAACAAAGCCUCAACUCUAUCAGCAAACAUGCAACGCGUACGACCAUCAGCAGCAACAGGUGGCUCAAGCACAGUCACCACAGCUCCCGCUUCACGAGAAGGAUCCACACAACCCGAUCCUCAACUCCCUCCAGCAGGGACGCUGGUGUUGAGGGGAGCGAAUGUAACCAUGGGACGGCGGGUACAGUGGGAUGAGGAUGUUGUUGAUAAUGAGGGAUUAGGGCGGAAGUCGAGUAAAGUGUGUUGUAUCUUCCAUAAGCAGCGUGCGUUCGGUGAAUCCUCCUCGGAAUCCUCAUCAUCAGAUUCUUCGUCAUCAGAAAACUCCGACUCAGAUAAUGACGACGGCGCUGCACGGCCACCACGGCGGACACCGCGUCCACAUCGACAUGAGCACGAACAUAAUCAUGGAGACGACGGUGAGGAUGAUCAUGAUGAGGGUUGCUUACAUGAGCACGAGGGGACAAAUGGAAAGGGCAAGGAGAGGAGACGGAAGAAGCGGGAGUCGAGUCCGAAUGCGUAUGAGAAGAUGCCGAAGUAUAAGCCUAGGGGGAUCGUUCCGGCUUCUGGGUCUGGAUGA